AGCUGAGUGACAGCCGCGCUGCCCAAUGGCAGCGGGGCGGGGGUGUUUAAACGGCGACAGCGGUUGCGGCCCGUAACGGAGCGGCGGGAGCGGCGCAGGAAGCGCGGCCGGGCCGGAGAAUCCACCCGGUUUGGUGGGAAUCAUGGAGGGGACAUCGGGCACCUGGCCGGGAGACAGCGAGGAGCUGGGGCGUCCCCGUGACGACCCCUACGCCGAUGCCUCCAUCGUUUUUGGGGCACAGUCAGACCUUCCAGUGCUUUCUGAGGAUCAGAGGGAAAAGAGGAAGUUGGUGAUGAAGAGGAAGGUGCUGAGGCACAGACCCGAUGGAAUGGUGGAGAUCUUUGAUGAGUCAGUGAACAAUGAACCAGGGUGCAGUGCUGAGCCCAAGUGCGGUGCCGAGCUGUGGAAUACGGGGCAUUCCAGGGUUUAUAUGGAGGAUACCAUCUCCGAGGGGGAAAUCAGCAGCGAGGACCUGGAGGAGUGCAUGCCCUGUGAUGAUGCGUGGUUCCUUGAGGACAGCCCCUGCUCUCUCCUUGAGGAUCUUGGGAGACGGAGCACGUCUCGUCACUCCGCUCGGGUGGGAUCGCCUACGUCCUACAUUCUUCCGCAGGUUGGCAGACGGAAGAAAACCGACCCAGUGGCCAAAUUCCACGGAUACAGACAAGACUGGGAGAGAUACAGCUUCCCGGGGGAAGAUCCACACGAUGAUCUGCGCUGGGCCAUGCGGAGGCAGAUGGCCCAGCCGGGAGAGCCGCGCCGGGCACCCAAGCGCCUCGUGCCCAACACGUACGUGGUGCCCACGACCAAGCAGCGCGACGCCCUGCGCUUCGGCGUGCGCCGGGACCUGGCCCAGUGCCUCAUGCCCCGCAAGGACGCCUCCUAGAGCCACAGCCCCCUCUCCAGCACCACUGCUUUCCCCUCCUCAACAUCCUCCAUCACCUGGAAAAUCGCCUCGCCACGUUCCAGUUCUGCUGUGGAGGAGGUUUGAUUUGCGAUGUCUCGGCAGCGUCUUUUCCUUUAAUAAAGCAUCUGCAAACGCU
Messenger RNA from Lepidothrix coronata (blue-crowned manakin), 1040 nucleotides. It is a transcript of the gene HYLS1, whose product is annotated as HYLS1, centriolar and ciliogenesis associated. The coding region runs from base 143 to 883 and encodes 246 amino acids. Gene Ontology annotation, biological process: cilium assembly. Gene Ontology annotation, cellular component: non-motile cilium; centriole. NCBI's taxonomy places the organism in Eukaryota, Metazoa, Chordata, Aves, Passeriformes, Pipridae. The transcript has 2 exons. The record is from RefSeq and is a predicted model, not a curated record.